AUGUUCUUGUUGCUAUUUAUUUGUAUUUUUGUGACGAAUUUUGGACAACGAAUUCCUGAAGGAUUUUCAGCGAAAAUUGCUAGAUUUCCUGAAGCGAGAUGCGAUUUCUUUGUCAGAGAAGAUGGGCCAGACGGGAGGAUUUUGGCGGGUACAAACCUUGACACCUCACUCUACUACGAUAUCAAAUGCAAACCGGCAAAGGGCUUCUGUCUACAAGUAACCAAUUGUACAGUGAGUGGAGACGAGGAUCGAUCUCGUCAAUAUGCAAUCAUUGAUCACAAUGGAUGCUCACUUGAAUCAAGUCUCUUUGGGGAUGUUGAGUACUUGAGCGAUUUCCGAGCCGGUGUCCCAAAUCCGUUUCCCAUCCGUUUCCGUGGUAAUUCAUCGACGGUAAUCUUUUACUGCAUCACGACACUCAUUCCAAGGGAACACUCAAAUUGUGAACAUGUGAAAUGUGCAAAUAAAAAU
Messenger RNA from Mesorhabditis belari, 468 nucleotides. NCBI's taxonomy places the organism in Eukaryota, Metazoa, Nematoda, Chromadorea, Rhabditida, Rhabditidae. The record is from the annotation of a GenBank genome assembly.